ACUUCCUAUCCCGUCACCAUGGUGCUCUGAGCCUCAGCUGACUGCCUGUAAUUUACCAAGGGCUAAGCUUCUACUCUUUCCAGAUCUCUCCUUGAGGUACGGAGAUAAUAUUUUAUCUUUGCAGAUUUGAGACGUGCAACCAAUUCAGUCAUGGAUUCAGCUUCUAGGGCUGCUUGCAAUGGAAUGACUGAAAGGAGAACAGUUUCUCUGGUUGCUGAGGCACAUGGGAAGCAGGUUUUGAAUGUACUUCAGAACUUCCGGGAACAAAACAUAUUCUUUGACUUCACUAUAUUUGUCAAAGGAGUAAACUUUCCAUGUCAUAGGUGUAUUCUGGCUGCAUGCAGUGAUUUCUUCAGAGCCAUGUUUGAAGUUCACAUGAGGGAAAGAGAUGAUGGAAGUGUAAAAAUCACUAAUUUAUCUCCGGAAGCUGUGAGGGCAUUUCUGGAUUUUGCUUAUACAGGGCAUGCAGAGAUAUCAGAGACCAAUGUUGAAAUGUUCUUCCAGAUGUCUUCAUUUCUUCAAGUGUCCCUGCUAGCUAAAGCCUGCAGUGAUUUUCUGAUCAAAACCCUUGAUCUCACCAACUGCUUACAACUUUUGUCUCUCUCUGAGGGUUAUGGUUCUACUACUUUGUACAAUCAUGCUUUGCUAUUUGUAGUGCAGCACUUCUCUCUUCUGUUAAAAUCAAAUGAUUUCUUAGAAAUGAAUGCUGGACUACUAGAAAAAUGCCUUGAAGCUGAUGCAUUGAACGUCCCUGAUGAGGACACUGUUUUGAAUGCUGUUCUUCAGUGGACUCAAUAUGAUGUUGACACGAGAGAAAAGCAUUUGCUUCACUUGAUUAAUCUUGUGAGAUUGCAUCAGCUAUCUAAAGAAACUCUGGAGGAUUUUAUGAGGUCCGAAAGUUUACUAGCAAAUAAUCCUGAAUGCAUGGAAUCCAUUCGUGAUGUUCUCGAUAAACUUGAAGAGCUUAAUGGGCUCUUUCCUGAUGCAAGACCAUCCACAACAGAAAAAUACAUAUUUGUUCACAAAACUGAAGAAAAUGGUGUGAUUAAGCAUACAUUUUGCUAUAACAUUGAAAGUGAUACCUGGAAGGAGUUGCCUGCUACAAAUAUUAUUGAUUUUCCAGGGUCAAGUUUGGUUACCUUUGGAGAAAAAAUAUUUAUUACUGGAGGAUGUAAGAUCAGCUGCAGUAAAUCUAUACGAUUGCACAUUGCAGAAAGAUGUCAUGAUGCAACUGACCAGACAUGGUGCUAUUGCCCAAAGACAAACAAUUUCACUUCAGUUUCAUCCAUGAAAAAUUCUCGGACCAUGCACACAUCGGUUAUUGCAAUGGAUCAGCUUUUUGUAGUAGGUGGGAAAACCAGAGGAACACAAGAAAUCCGGAGUCUUCUAAAUGUUGAAUCCUACAACCCUCUAACCAAAGAAUGGAGAUCAGUGAGCCAUUUGCCAAGAGGAAUUUAUUAUCCAGAAGCAAGUGCUUGCAAUGACAUUAUCUAUGUUCUUGGAUCUGAAGUGGAAAUAGCUGAUAUCUUUAAUCCGUCAUUAGAUUGUUUUUUCAAAUACAAUGUGUCCUCUGAUCAGUGGUCAGAACUUGUUGCAGAAUUUGGCCAGUUUUUUCACGCUACUCUUGUGAAAGCUGUCCCAGUGAAUUGCACGUUGUAUAUUUGUGACCUUUCUACUUACAAAGUCUACAGUUUUUGUCCAGAAACCUGUGUUUGGAAAGGCGAGGGCUCAUUUGAGUGUGCAGGCUUCAAUGCAGGGGCUAUUGGGAUUUCAGACAAGAUUUACAUUUUGGGUGGGGAUUAUGCUCCUGAUGAAAUCACAGAUGAGGUACAGGUGUACCACAGUAGCAGAUCUGAAUGGGAGGAAGUAUCACCAAUGCCCAGGCCUUUAACAGAAUUUCAUUGUCAGGUAAUUCAGUUUAACAGAUAUAGGGAUCCCUGGAAAGGUCAAUUGUAAUGACCAUUUUUAAUUGGUGAUAAAUAGCUUUCAAUUUAGUCCCAGCUUUUU
Carcharodon carcharias (great white shark) is the source of this 2007-nucleotide messenger RNA. It is a transcript of the gene kbtbd3, whose product is annotated as kelch repeat and BTB (POZ) domain containing 3. The coding region runs from base 151 to 1956 and encodes 601 amino acids. The record is from RefSeq and is a predicted model, not a curated record. The transcript has 4 exons. NCBI's taxonomy places the organism in Eukaryota, Metazoa, Chordata, Chondrichthyes, Lamniformes, Lamnidae. Gene Ontology annotation, molecular function: protein binding.